UGGCGGCCUGACAGUCCCACGACGGCGCUCGCUUGUUCCUAAGUUAGCUUUCCGGAGGAAUUUUUCAAAUUACUAAAGAGAGGGAUCGGAGGCUUUGUUUAUUAUGUCUCUCCCGAAAACGCCCUCCACAUCGCUAAAUUCUGCAUCGAUAUCGGAGAGCAAAAAGUUAAAAGCAUCUGCAACCAAGGAAGAGGCCAGAGGGCUUCCUGCGCUAAGGGAGAAUAAAAAUAUGGUGGAUCAUUCAAAACCUCUUCCUACUUCCCUUCAGAGUGAGUUCAUUCCUGAGGAAGUUCUUCUCUCUCUGACCUGUGCAGCCAAUGCUGGUCCUUGUCCUGAAAACUUAAUGCCUCCUAAGAAAAUUAAAACCCCAAAGGGUACUCUUCCACGUCCUGCAGACCAUGUCUGGCAUCACCCCAUUCAAAGGAGUAAAUUCAAAUACCUGAUUGACCAUCCCAUCUCCCUAACAGGAGCUGGAAGGGAUAUUUCUUUUCUGUAUGAUGUUAAAUAUGUAAAAGGGGAGACUAGGGAGAAUGCAGUUUGUCCCCCAUAUUUGAACCGUUUGAUACAGUCACAUGAUGGUGUUAUUGUGCCUCAUAAGCCAAAGACACUAACAGAUACUUUGAUUCCUGAAGAAUUUCAUAUUGUGUCAAGUAUAGGAGUUUCAGGUUUGGAGUGUUAUGAUGACAAAUAUACUACUCUCCUCACAGAUAGUGAAAACAGGCUAUUGCUCUUCCCAUCCAUGAAACCAAAUAAAAGAGUAGAAGUGGUCCAGCUGAAUGAAGUGAUGGAUGCUAUGCUAGAGAGGGCUGGUGUGGAAAAUCAGGAAUAUACAGGACCAACCAAGAUGCACAAACUGCUACACAUAUUGAAAAAGGAACAAACCAUUUAUAAUACAGUGUUUCAUGAAGUUAUCCGGCAAGUUAGUGUGGACUGUGCAGAUAGGGGAGAGCUACUCUCUAAAAUCAGCCAGCAUUUUAUUGUGAUAAGGAGGUCUUUCCAAGGUCUAGGGACCACUUUCAAUGGGGAAGAUUUCUGUUGUCCUGAACCUGGCAUUUUAAAGUAUUCUCUGCUUCACAAGAUUGUUGUGAAGAUCCAAAAAUCCCCAGGUCUCGAACUCCUGAGCUCAAGCAAUCCUACCUCAGCCUCCCAAAGUGUUGGGAUUACAGGCAUGCAUCAUCUGGGACUUCUGGCAAGAUGGCGAUGGGGCAACCUGGUCUGUGAAACCCUCCGCAAAGGAGAAUGCAGAGGGUCUCAGGCUCUCUCCCUGGGGGCUGCGGACCCCAACAUCGGCAGCCUGCUCUUCACACAGAGCUUGGCUGUGCCACCACUGGGGCAUCGCAGCGGUCUGGACAGCCACUGCAGCCACAGACACAGCAGCUGCCGGUGCUGCCACGGCCUCCGUGGUGGCUAUAGCGCAUCGCGCCACCCAUGCCUGAGGUGA
Messenger RNA from Carlito syrichta (Philippine tarsier), 1441 nucleotides. Its product is annotated as axonemal dynein light chain domain-containing protein 1-like. The coding region runs from base 104 to 1441 and encodes 445 amino acids. The record is from RefSeq and is a predicted model, not a curated record. NCBI's taxonomy places the organism in Eukaryota, Metazoa, Chordata, Mammalia, Primates, Tarsiidae. The transcript has 11 exons.